Molecule: messenger RNA, 1654 nt
Organism: Solanum dulcamara
Lineage: Eukaryota; Viridiplantae; Streptophyta; Magnoliopsida; Solanales; Solanaceae
Product: hydroxyproline O-galactosyltransferase HPGT1-like
Exons: 12
Coding region: 233-1264 (343 amino acids)
Cellular component (GO): Golgi membrane
Molecular function (GO): hexosyltransferase activity
Source: RefSeq, a predicted model, not a curated record
CCUACCAAAAUUAUUGUCCUUUUUUGGUUACAACAUCUCAAUCUUAUAUUCUCCAUACCUUAAAACCCAAAAACUAAAAUUAAAAAUAAAAAUCCCAAAUUGACAAUUGGAUCGAAAACCUCGGCAACUCAAUCAGCUCCGAUCAGUCGAAAUUCGACGGACUCCGAUACUCAUCGCCAUAUUUUCGGCCGCCGACGAGGACUGCUCCGUCGGAGCUGACGCUGUAGAAGAAAUGAAUAGCCGGGGCUCUUCCAACCGGCUAUCAUCCACCUCCAAUUUCCUAUCUCGAAUGUCGUUUCUAAUGCUCUCUAUGUUCUCUACUAUGGCUGCUGUUUAUGUCGCCGGCAGGUUGUGGCUGGACUCGGAGAAUAGAGUAUAUAUUAUUCAAGAGCUUGAUAGGAGAACCGGACAGGGCCGUUCAGCUAUAUCCGUAGAUGAUACACUGAAGAUCAUAACCUGCAGGGAACAACAGAAGAGGCUAGCUGCACUUCAGAUGGAACUGGGCAAAGCCAGUCAGGAAGGUUUUGUGUCAAAGCAUCUACUGGAUAACAAUGAGAAGGAUUCAAAGAAAAAGCUUCUAGUUGUUAUAGGUGUCUCUACCAAUUUUAGCAACAAGAAAAACAGAGAUGCAAUUCGUAAAGCAUGGAUGCCUAGUGGUCCUGCUCGUAAAAAAUUAGAGGAGGAGAAAGGUAUCGUAAUUCGAUUCGUCAUAGGAAGAAGUUCAAAUCGUGGAGACAGUUCAGAUAGAGCCAUUGAUGAUGAAAGCAGGCAUUCCAAUGACUUCAUCAUUCUUAAUGAUCAUGUGGAAUCCCCUAAAGAACAAUCAAAGAAGACAAAGUCAUUUUUUGCCCAUGCUGUUGAACAUUGGGAUGCUGAGUUUUAUGCCAAGGUCAACGACAAUGUCUAUGUUAAUUUAGAUGCUAUUGGAGCAGUACUUACCAGCUAUUUGGAUAAGCCUCGUGUCUACAUAGGGUGUAUGAAAUCUGGCGAAGUUUUUGCACAGCCGGAACAGAAAUGGUACGAGCCAGAGUGGUGGAAAUUUGGGGAUGGAAAAUCAUACUUUAGGCAUGCUUCCGGUGAAAUAUUUGCUAUAUCGAAGGCCUUGGCGCAAUUUAUUUCUAUCAACAGAUCAAUACUUCGCACAUAUGCUCAUGAUGAUGUUAGUGCUGGAUCCUGGUUCAUCGGCCUUGAUGUGAAGCAUGUUGAUGAAGGGAAGUUUUGCUGCUCUUCCUGGUCUUCAGGAUUUGUAUGUGCAGCAGCUUGAUUGGAUUUCCUCUUUUAGUACAUACAGAGAAUCAGUCACUGGAGAUCAUUCAAUUUGUGAAGACCAGAUCAUUUUUUCUGCACUUUGCUUUUGGGGCCCUGUACAAAGGUGCUUGAAGUUUUUAACUCCAAUCGUGAAGAGCUCCGUGGUAGAGAAAGCACACACCUUAGUUCGUGACAUCACCAUGCCCUCGAGGAAUGUACAGAGGGUUCUUGGAGUGUAGGGACUAUGGUCAGAAAAAUUCCUUGCAUGAUGAUGUAUUCAUAGAGUGCACAUUGUCCAUUAUUUAAUCAUGAUAUCAUUUUUAUGGAGAUAUAAAGUUUGUUGAACUAUGUGGGAAUUAUUGAAUCUCUUAAGAUUGCUUCAAUAGCAAUUUCAAAUAUGACAUUA